Echinops telfairi (small Madagascar hedgehog) is the source of this 1584-nucleotide messenger RNA. RefSeq names its product ubiquilin-1-like. Lineage: Eukaryota; Metazoa; Chordata; Mammalia; Afrosoricida; Tenrecidae. Gene Ontology annotation, biological process: ubiquitin-dependent protein catabolic process. The record is from RefSeq and is a predicted model, not a curated record. The coding region runs from base 1 to 1584 and encodes 527 amino acids. Gene Ontology annotation, cellular component: cytosol. Gene Ontology annotation, molecular function: polyubiquitin modification-dependent protein binding. The transcript has a single exon.
AUGGCACAGACUAGGGAAGAAGCAGGGGAUAACCAGCUAGUAUCUGGCCGGGAACCAGCAUCGCGCAUCAUCAGAGUAUCUGUCAAGACUCCACAGGACUGUCAGGAAUUUAUAGUGGCAGAGAAUAGCAGUGUUUGCUACUUCAAGAAGCAAAUCUCAAAACGCUUUCACUGUAACACAGAACGACUGGUGCUCAUUUUCACUGGAAAGAUCCUUCGAGAUCAUGACAUACUGAGUCAACGUGGCAUCCUCGAUGGCAGUACUGUCCAUUUAGUUGUGAGGACGCAUGCGAAAGGGCCAACUGGUCUCAGAACUCUGCCAGGUCUUCCAGGCCACUGCACCAAUCACUCUGGACCAUCAGCCUCUGGAAAGACGAGGAUGUCAGGCAGACUGGGCCAGAUGGCCCGGAGCUCGCCAGAGCUGGCUGUUUUCCUUGGCCAGCUGACUCAACUCUUGAAAGCUUCAACUGAAUCUGGAGCGCAGUCCUUGGAAGGUCCUCUGCUUCAAGGUUUGGAUAUUGAGAAACCACCAAAUGUCAGCCAUGGUCCUGAAACCUCCAGGCCAGUACAGAAACCCGAGUCAGCUCCCAAGGCUCUAGAAAUGCUUCAAGGCCUGAUACAACGGCCAGAAACCCUGCAGGCAGAAAAACCGGGACUGGAGGCCUCAAGGACAGUACCAGACAGGGACAAGGCUACCCGACCGGUCUGCUCUGACACCCCGCACCUCCUGCUCUCCCUUCUGGCUCCUCUGGUUGCUUCCAAAGGCCACAGCCAAGAUACUGAGCCCUGGAGAGGUGAGGCUCAGAGCAGUAGUGACAUCACUCCAGUCACCUGCACCACCUCUGCACCUUCCAGGCCACUGACUCAUGAGGAGGGUAUAGGAAUAGUUGCUCAGGCCAAGGACGUGAUCUCAGACACAGCCAAUCCAGGGUACAGAACCAACGUGUUGGACUUACACUCAGGUCAGGAUUUUCCUUCCCAGGAGAGCCAUCAGCCCACAGGAAAACCCACUCUAACUGGUCAGUUCAGACCCUCCCCCUCCGCCUUGCGUAGAGCCUUGCAUGUCCUACAGCAGAACCCAUCUCUGCUCCAUCAACUGGCGACGGACAGCCCUCUGCAACAUCAUAUACCACUGCUUCCCAUCCUCACCAACCCACGAGCACUGCAGGCAUUGCUACUAAUAGAACAGGGCCUCCAGAUGCUCUCUAGAGAGGUGCCUGAAUUGGCACCUUGUUUAUGGAACCCAAGCAGACGACGUGGCACUGGAGGCACAACUGAACCUAAGGGCGAAGGACAGGGUCAUAAAGCUGGACAGCCUGCCGUGUCUGUUCUUCAUGUUCUCCACACACUAGCCAAUGCCUGCUCCCCGUGUACCCAGUCCUCACCCUCAAGCUCCCUCACUGAAGGCCACUACCAGCAAGAACUGGAGCAGCUGAAGGCCAUGGGUUUUACUAACGGCAAUGCCAACCUGCAGGCCCUGAUAGCCACAGGCGGAGACAUCUACGCUGCUAUUGAGAGGCUCUUGGGGACUGCUACAGGCUUAGUUAGGUCCCUCCUGCUGAUGUUCAUGGAGAAUAAUUACUGA